Messenger RNA from Quercus lobata, 1200 nucleotides. RefSeq names its product receptor-like protein 9DC3. Bases 12 to 1058 code for a protein of 348 amino acids. NCBI's taxonomy places the organism in Eukaryota, Viridiplantae, Streptophyta, Magnoliopsida, Fagales, Fagaceae. The record is from RefSeq and is a predicted model, not a curated record. Gene Ontology annotation, molecular function: protein binding. The transcript is spliced from 2 exons.
UCUAUGGCACCAUGCCUGAAACAUUUGCUGAGGGUAAUACGUUGAGGACUCUUGUCUUCAAUGGUAAUCAGUUAGAGGGGCUAUUACCAAAAUCUUUGGUCAACUGUAAAUAUUUGGAAGUUCUAGACAUAGGAAAUAACAAGAUAAAUGAUUCCUUCCCCUAUUGGCUGGAAGAUCUUCCAGUGUUACAAGUUCUUAUCUUGAGGUCCAACAAAUUUAAUGGUCAACUAGACAAUUUCAAGACCAAGUCAUCUUUCUCUUUGUUGCGAAUCAUUGACCUUUCUCAUAAUGAGUUUUCUGGAAGUUUACCUACGAAUUUCUUCAAGGGACUGAAGGCUAUAAAAACAACCAAAGAAAGUGAAGGCGAAGUGAAAUACAUGGAACAAGGCUAUUACCAAGACUCGGUUAUUGUAGCAAUGAAAGGGCAAAGCUUUGUGCUAGAGAGAAUUUUAACCAUCUUCACUACCAUAGAUCUAUCAAGUAACAAGUUCCAUGGAAAGAUUCCUGAAGUGAUUGGAAUGCUUAACUUUCUUCGAGGUCUUAACCUUUCCCAUAACAGACUAAUUGGCCAUAUACCAUCAUCUUUGGGCCUUUUGUCUGUACUUGAAUCCUUAGACCUCUCUUCAAAUAGGCUUAAUGGGGAGAUUCCAAUGCAACUUACAAGUUUAACAUUUCUGGCAGUGUUAAAUCUUUCGCAAAACCAACUUAUGGGACCCAUACCACAAGGCAAACAAUUUGGAACAUUUCAAAACAACUCAUAUGGUGGAAAUUUGGGUUUGUGUGGAUUUCCAUUGUCAAAGAAUUGUGGCAUCGAUGAGCGGCCACCACCACCAAUAUUCCAAGAGGACAACAAUCCAAUGUUUAUGAGUGGAUUUGGUUGGGAGGCUGUUUUAUUAGGGUAUGGAUGUGGAUUGGUUUUUGGAAUAGCUAUGGGGUAUUUCAUGUUUAAAAUUGGAAAACCUCAAUGCCUUCUAGGGUUAAUUGAAGAGAACCGGCCAAGAAAGUUGAAAAUGCCUAGCAACCAAAGAUCUAGAGGAAGCAGAAAUUACAGCAUUUAAGGGGUGCUCCAAGGGAGUGUGGAUUAUGAAGUCAAAGAAAAUUGUGAGCCUUAACGUGCGGAAGACCAUUAGGAACGGAGGCUGUCCAGGAGUGAAUCUUGUUUUUAUGUAUUAUUGUGCUACUGCUAUUUGCUUCUUUGUA